Messenger RNA from Daldinia caldariorum, 2448 nucleotides. Its product is annotated as galactose oxidase. The record is from RefSeq and is a predicted model, not a curated record. Bases 113 to 2398 code for a protein of 761 amino acids. Gene Ontology annotation, molecular function: protein binding. The transcript is spliced from 3 exons. NCBI's taxonomy places the organism in Eukaryota, Fungi, Ascomycota, Sordariomycetes, Xylariales, Hypoxylaceae.
CCUUCUCCAACUUCACAGCCUUGCAACUUUGUGUGAAGUGAAUUUCGCUGCCUUACGGUUACAACAGCCCAAGACAAAAAAGAAAAAAAGAAGAAAAAAAAAGAAGAAAAUCAUGGUCCAUAACUCGUCAUCAUCCGCAAUGGCUCACUCCCUUUUUGGUGGACCCGUUACUUCAACACAUCACCACCCGGCUCUCCCUCUACCGGCUAUCACUCCUGCAACUUCGAAUGCCCCGACCCCCGUAUCCGCCUCUACCUCCUCCAUGUCUGCCGCAUCCUCGAAUAAUACGUUCGUCAUGACGAACUCGCCCAUGAAGAGUAGGGCUAUAAUGGAUAAUUAUCGACCCAAGGUCACACGAACCCUUGGCCAGCGGCCCGCCUGCUUAGUGAAUGCUUCGGUCACAUAUUGUGGUAACAACCAGAUCUAUGCCUUCGGCGGAUUUGACCAGUAUACGGAUGAGGUCUACAACCAUGUGCUGAAGCUAGACCUUGUUAGCCAUCAAUGGAGUCUUGUUGAUAACUAUGGAGACAUCCCUGGCGUAAGGAUGGGACAUACUGCAACCUUGUAUCAGGGUGACAAACUUCUUGUCUUCGGUGGCGAGAACGAACACAGGACAUAUCUCUCCGAUUUGAUAAUAUUCGAUCUGAAGAGCGCCCACUGGACCCAGCCUCAGGUUUCCGGUCCCAUCCCCAAGGGCCGAGCCAGACAUGCGGCUGUCCUACACGAGGAUAAACUGUUCAUUAUUGGUGGCAUCACAGGUCAUGAGAGCUAUGUCUCAGAGGACAUCUGUUAUCUCGACCUGAAGACUUAUACCUGGUCGAGGUCCUGGCGAUUCGUUCCUAGAUUUGACCACUCGGCCUACGUUUGGAAUGAUCGAAUCUGGGUAUUCGGCGGACUAAGCAGAGAUAUGGAUAAAAUAGGCGACCUUUGCUGGUUAGAUUUGAAAGGCAGCCCGGAUUUCGAGUCUCCGCCUCAGAUGGGAAGUGCCGUCGACAGGCAUACUAUAUCUAGUCGUUCAAGUGAUUCUCCUCGGACUCCUUAUUCAUUAGGCACAGCCCCGCCCCUCUCCGCCUCAGGCUUUGCAGCCAACAUCCGAGCAGCUCAAGUCAGCACUCCCUCCUUCCACUUGAAGAAGCAAGUUCCCAUGGCACCGGGUGCCAUCUCUGUCCUAAGAUUCGUUUCUGGAGGCAAUGUCCCAUCGCAAGGCUCCGGCAUCCAUUUCCAUAUUUAUUCUUCCGGAAAUCUCCUGGACUUUGUCACCCCUGUCUCGAAUAUUACUCCGAAGGAGUGUUCGCUUUCAGCUUUGGAUUUGAAUACUCUGCGGUGGCAGAAGUUGGCCGAAGGUCGUGAGAUCUUCAAGCCAGGCUACCAAUGGCACUAUUGCACUAUGAACGAGGACGGUACUAAAGCCUGGCUAUUAGGAUGCCCGACGGAUGUUGCCAACGACGUUGGAGCUGGUGGUUUUGAAGAGUAUUUAAGUGAUAUCAUGGAGAUAGAUCUACGACGUUACGGGUUUCUAGGAAAUAAUGCCGCCUCCGAGUCUCGAGCAGAGUAUGCUAGACCUACCACCCACGCCAGAAUCCAGGACCAGCCAUCAAAAGGACUUGGACACGAUCUCGCAAAACUCUUCAAUCAACCCCCCGAGACUGGAAGUGGAACCGAUUUUAUUAUUACCGCUCUGGCUGGUGACGACUAUGACGACGACGAUAUGAUGGGUUCUAGUCUCAUUCGCGCAGGCGAGUCCCCGAUGGACCAGAAUUGGCUCACACCAGAUGCACCCACAUCCGCCCCUAUCCAUGUGCAUAAACUAAUCCUCCAGGCUCGAUGGCCACAUUUUGCCCGUUUGUACAACGCGCAGAUGGCAGAAUUCCACACCAAGAAGAUGCAUAUCCCGGAACCAUACACGGUAGUUAAGGCAUUCCUACACUACCUCUACACGGAUAGCAUCCACUACGAUGACGGUCCGAUAGACCUUUCAGAUGUUGCCGGCCUAUUAGUGAUGUCAAAUAUCUACAAUAUACCCCACCUGCGCCUCCUUUGCGUCAACCGACUUUCAAAGGAACUCGAUGUGGAGCACGCGUGCAUCAUCUGGUAUUGCGCAGGACUUGCGAGCGAAGAGUGGCUGCGCAAGCGGGCCGCGUCAUUCUGUCUGACGCACUGGGGCCGCAUAGUGCGUACUCAGGGGUUCCUACGCCUGCCACGAUCAGCUCUCGUCGAGCUGUCGCAGGAGAUCGACAUGGAAGGUCGAGUCAUCGCGGGCGAAGAACUCGAGUAUGUGGAUAACUGUCGCGGCCGAUUCGACGCCUCGGGCGUCUCGCGCAAAGAUAGCAUCAGCAGCGACCACACGCAAGCUCUGCCUUCGGACGUCGACGACUCGGAAGGCAUGGAUAUGGCCUGACUCUUUGGGAUAGUUGGGCGAGGAAGACUCGCGGUGGGACAUAUUCACUU